ACCUUAUAUUGACGAUCAUUACGAGUUGAGCCAAUAAACGCAUCAACUUGUUUCUCAAGAUUAUCCAAAUUUUGUUUAAUUUGUUCGAGUUUUUCUAAAGCUAUUCCAUUAGGAUCGCGUACAGGUUGUGGUGGUGGUGGUGGUGAAACAUCAGCUGGUGUUGAAGUAUCAGUUGAUGGAGCUUGUGGAUCAGUUGAUUGUGUUGAUGAAGAAGAAAAACGAAAAGAAAUGAUACGCAAUGUACAAAAAGUAAUUGGUAAACUUGAAUCGAAAGUACCAGGAACUCCUGGUUUUGAACAAAAUAGUAAUCCCAUGAAAACAGAAACUACUUCUACCAAUUAA
Molecule: messenger RNA, 342 nt
Organism: Didymodactylos carnosus
Lineage: Eukaryota; Metazoa; Rotifera; Eurotatoria; Philodinida; Philodinidae
Source: the annotation of a GenBank genome assembly